CCCGGAAUGGCUGAAAGUUUGGGGCCCGCAGAUCCAGGCUCCUCCCCGGACUUGGGCGCAGCGGGGAAGAGCGCGGAGGGGCAGAGCUGGCGGGCGGCGGGAUGUGGCAGUCACCUGCCCGAGUCCCCAUGGCCUGCACAAGCGAUGCCCGGCUGCAGCUGGGUCGGGAAGCGCUGCGGGCUGCACCCACAUUGCUGGUUCCCGCGGUGCUGCUGGGCGCCGCACUCGGCCUGGGCCUCGGCCUGUGGCUAGGCUGCCGCGCCAGCCGCCUGCGCACGCGACUCCAGAAAGAUGACACCCAGCGCCUGCUCAGAAGUUCAGAGACCACUGCACACAGCCUGCCAGACACUGGCUCCCGGGUCAGGAGACGCCAGAGAGAAAUGACGACUUCUCGGGAUGAGGAUGCUCCUGAGGAGUGUGACCCACCCUUGAGUAGCAACAUCACAGCGUUUGCACUGAAAGCCAGGGUUGUCUAUCCCAUCAACCAGAAGUUCCGGCCUCUGGCUGAUGGAUCCUCCCACCCGUCGCUGCAUGAAAACCUGACACAGGCAGCAGCCAUCCUGCCCCACCUACCCCACCAGCCAGCAGAGGCCUCACCAGCCAGCAGCCUGGGCAGCCUGAGCCAGGCUGGAAAGGAAGACGGCAGCUCCUCUUCCAGCAUGCACUCAGCCUACAGUGACGACAGGAUCCUCCACUGUGCCUUCCUCUGGGUGGGCAGCUUCCCUGAGGUUCUGGCCUGUGAGAGUGCGGAUAUUGACCUAUGUGUUCGCAGCCUUCUUCUGAAAGACCUGCUUCAGGUAGACACAGCGCUGAGACGGGAGAAGCACCUGGUGUUCAUUCAGAUUCUUAAAGCAUGCCUCCUGGAUGUUUUUCCUAAAAAGAAGCCUGAUGAUGAAUUAUACCAGAAGAUACUUUCAAAACAAGAGCAUGAUUUGGAGGAGUUAGAAAAGGGACUUCAAGCCAGAUUGGCAAACACAGUGACUCCAAUGGGCACCAGUGACUCCAGCUACGUCUCCCUGGCAGAUGUGGAGAGGAAGGAGAGAGAACUCUCGGAGCAACUCAUAGACAAUAUGGGAGCUUUCUGGAAGCAGAUGGAAAGCAUCCAGCCCAUUCUCGUGGACCAGUUUAAAUGUUCCAGCUCAAAGGCACGGCAACUCAUGAUGACUCUGACAGGAAGAAUGAUUGCCGCUGAAGGGCUGCUACGUGAUGCUCAGGACCUGCAUGCCCUGGACGCCCUGGAGAGAUCACUGGGUCGGGCCCACAUGGCAAGAAUGGUAGAGUUCCUGAGGACCCAGAUCCAGGAGGAGACCAAAUGCCGGCUGGCUGCUAUCUCCAGUGGCCUGGAGCUACUCACUGUCCAGGGACAGCUGUCUGGGAGACAAAAGGAGGAACUUCUGACCCAACAGCACAAGACCUUCUGGGAGGAGGCAGAGUGCUUUGGCAGGGAAUUCAUUCAGCGGGGCAAAGAUCUGGUCCAGGCUUCUCUGGCUCACCAGGCAGAAGUGAUGGCAGAGCUCACACAAAUCCAAGAAGAAGAGCAGAGAAGUUUCCUGGCUGAUUCCCAGCUGACCUCAGACCUGGGGGAGUUCCUCAAGGCUUUUCAUGAGGUCCUGGAGAGGCAGUGGCUGACCCGGAGUGACCAGGAGGAGGAAGAGGAUAUCAGGAUCACGGAGGCCAUGACUGCACUCUGCCAAGAGCUGUACUGUGGCACCAUGGAAACCUUCCAAAAAUUUGUGGACACUCUGUUCCUGAAGAUGCUCCCAGAAGUGAGCAGUCUUCCCAUGGCAGAAUGCGAGGCCCUGAGGCAACAGGUCCAGGAGCAGGCAGCGAGACAGCUGGGGCAGGUGGACCGAUUUCGCAGACGGCAGUGGGAACUCCUGUGUGACCUCUUGGAACAGGACAGGCGGGUGUGGCUGGAGGAGUGUGCGCUGUCCACGGUGCUGCAGAGGCAGCUACGGGAGCACCAGGAGAGCACCAUUCAUAAGGUCCUGAGCAGAUUCAGUGGCCUCUCUGAAGAGUCCACACGAGGCAUCCUGCAGGGCCACGAGCUGCUGCUCUGCUCCGCUCUGCGUAGACUAGCCCUCCGAGGCACCACCACCACUGCCCUGGCUCAGAUGAGACUCUCUGGGAAGAAGAGGCUCCUGCAGGAGCUGCGUGAGCAGCUGGCUCUGGAGCAGGGAGCCUCCCCCUGCCUGGAGGAGCAUCAAUGGCAGCUGCUCAGAGCCCUGGAAGCACGGAUCCAGGAGGAGGCAGCCAGACUGGAAGAUGAGGCACAGCAGACAGGCCUGCGGCUCCAGCAGCAGCUCCUUGCAGAGGUGCAAGAGGCCGGGCAGCUGAUACAGAUGCACUCAGAGCGGGCCAUUGGGCAAGCAUUGUUGGUGCAUGCAAGGAAUGUGGCCAGUAAGGGCCGGACAAGGGACAAGGAAGACUUCAAGAGGACGCUGGUGGAGACGGUGGUGGAGAGUGUGUAUGUGACCAGCACCAGUGUCGGUCACCUCGUGCAGGCAUAUUACCAGUGCGUCGGGAAGCUCCUGCAGGCCCACGAGGAGCAAGUACUGCAGCGCCUGAAGACCCUGCAGGGUGAGAGAAUCAACACUUACAAGGUGUGGAAGAAGCAAGAAUUCAGUGACCCACCAUUGGGGAGCCAGACAGCACCGUCGGGGAGCCAGAUGACAGAUACCCAUGGAGCUACCCAGGCGGUGCAGCAGAGAAUGCUGUCACAGCAGAAGAAAUUCCUGGUCCAGUUCACACAGCACCAGCAAGGCCGCCUGAACUGUCAAAAGCAGAAGGCACGCGAGCUCGACCAGCUUGAAGCCCAGCUUGAGACUCAACUGCAGGAAGCUGAGCAGACCUUUAUCUCAGAGCUGGCGACACUGGCCCGAGUGCCCCUUACUGAAAACAAGCCGUUCUCCAGCAAGCGAGGACUGCCAGAGAAGCCAGUAAGGACCAGAAGAAAGAAACCCCCGCCUCGGGAGAGAGAGGACCUGGGACCGCCCAACAAUGAUCACCCUACCCAGGCGGACCACAACACAGGACCACUCAGCAGCAGAAGGCUGGGUCAGCAGGACAGCGACGCUGGCGAUGGAGAGAACUCGAGGAAGAUGCUGCAGAGAAGAAGCAAUCUGUAGCUGGAACCCUGCUGAGAUGGACCUACUGCGCUCCUGGCUUCCUCUGUGGCUGCAGCCUUGUGGUUCAGAUUGGGCCACGAGUUGAAGGCAGGUCUUGAGAGAGGGGAUGCCACCUACCUUAGAAAGUGGAAAUGGUAUGACCACCAAGUGCCUGGGAGGACUGGAGGUGGUGGAGACAGGCCUUGGAGAACCUCGGCUUCUGCCCUGGUGCUCUUUUCCUGACUGCUUCCUCUCUCGGGAGUGCCCUCCAGCCUCACGGUGUCCUGGUGCUACCCAAUGUCCCCUGGUUCCCAGCAUCUUCACAGAGUCCUACCUGCCAGGGUCUCAGUAUUACUGGUGUUGUUUGAGCCCAAAGUCAUUGUUUCAUUCCCAUUGCUCCAUAGUUAUGUCCUUCCAGUGUCCCAACCAGGACCAGCCAACUUUUGGUCUUGGCAUUUCUAUCUUUUGGUUCAGGAGUCCUGGGACCUGGUUACUCAAGGAUGUCAGAGUCUCAGAGCCAGUGUCCUUGGCACAGCCAUGGAGUUUCAAAUCCAUAGGCCUGUUCUGAACUGUUUGGAGCUUGGGGACCACACGUGCCUGUCACAUACCACGAAAUCUCCUCCUUGGGCAUGGAGGACAUAGGAGAAUAUCUCUACCCUCAGGCUUCACUGAGGAGGGAAAUCUUCCAGCAGCCAGCAGUCCCUCCCUUGAGGAGAGGUCCCCAGGUCACCUGCUCCUCCAGAGGGAUGGGAGGAUUUCCAUAAGCUUCCAAACCAGCCCCACUUGCCCCCUAGGUCAGAGGUCUUUCCCACUCAGGGGGCAAUCUCUUUCACCAUCAGGUAUCCCCAAUCAUCACUGUCAACACUUUGGGUGUGAUCACUCUUUGUUUGGGUGUGAAAGCUGUUGAUGCCAAAGAUGGAGUCUCUCAUGUCAGACCCAGACCCACAUGCAAUCAGGAGGUUGUGAAUGGCACACACUGGUGCAUUUGAGAUGAGCACUGGCACACAUGAAAACACUGCUUCACACUCUUGCCCAGGGACACCAGUGUGCCUGAGAGUGAUGCCUGAGGCCAGGCACUUCUGACUGAGGGCUCGACUGAUGCAGCAUCUGGCCUUCCUUCUUCCUCCCUCUUCCAUUCUCCUGCUCCCCGGGCCUUAGCCUCCUUGCACAUGAGCCAUCCUUGACUCAUUCCAAAUAAAAACCUCUAGCCCAGGAGUUGAGGAGUUGCUCUUGCUGUUUCAGGCCUGUGGGGACCGAUGGUCAGCAACCCUGGGGUGUACCCAACUGUUCAUCUCUGGUGUUUCUCAGUGAUAGGUCAAUGUGUGCUACCCCUGGGCAAGCCCAACACUGCAAAGCUCUACAGUGCCACCGAUUUCUAGAACACACUGGCUUCUGUGACCCAGUAGCCCCUCUCAGGGAUCUUCUGGACUUUCGGGACUUUUAGUUUCUUAAAAUAUGAACUAGAACUGGCUAGUUAGAAAGGUGGCCCUCAUGGAAAGCCCUCUGCAUGUGUAUACUGUGUGUGUGUGUGUGUGUGUGUGUGUGUGUGUGUGUGUACAUUUGGAGACCAGAGGACAACCUCCCAUAUGGCUUCUUAAGUUCUAUCCACCUUUGUUUGUUUGUUUGUUUGAUUGGUUGUUGGCCAGGACUUUCACUGGCCAACUCACCAAUUAAGAGAGGCUACAUGGCCCCGCAGGUCCCAUGCUUAGAAACCAAGUACUUUAAGGACUGAGACACUCACUCCCCCUGUAAUCAUCUUUUUAACCAAACCAACCUUGUCUGCCCAGACUGGUGUUCUCAGCGUGAGUCCACAGUGCCCUCUGGUGGCUUUCACGAAGAAUGUCAUCUGAAUAUAUGGAAAAGCUAUGGUUUCUUUCCUGUAGAAUUCUACAACGCUGCUUGCAUGGGGAUCCCUAUUGUCACCUAAGUCCUCUGGUUUGAGGGUGUGAAUGUGACAAAGACAAAUGAUGUCUCUCAUCUCCUCCAGCACCAAGACUGACUGGUAACUGAGUCUCUUAGGGUUUCUAUUGUAUGAUAAAACUUGAUGGCCCAAAGCAACCUGGGGAGGAAAGGGUUUAUUUCAUCUGACACUUCUGUGUCAUAAUCUGUCACUGGGGACAGGAACCUGCAGGCAAGAACUGAAGCAGAGACCUUGGAGGGACACUCUGUGGCUCACUGCUUACUGGUUUGCUCCUCAGGGCUUGCUCUGCCUGCUUUUUCAUAGCAUUCAGGACCGCCUGACCAGGGGUGGUCUCACCCACCCUAAGCUUGGCCUUUCCACAUCAGUCACCAAGAAAACAUUCUACAGAUUUGCCUCCAGUCCAGUCUUAUGGAAGCAUUUUCUAAUUGAGAUCCCCCCCUUCUUGGAUGACUCCAGCUGGUAUCCAUAUUGGAAAAACAAAGAGACAAACACAACCAGCCAGUACAACUGACCCCUUGUCAGCUCGACACAUAAACACAUUGUCAAUGACACACACAUUGUCAACUUGGCACACAAACACAUUGCUACUCAACUGCAACCUUUCCAUUCUCAUUUGCAUACAAGAUGCUAUGUCAAUAUUGGAAUCAGGACAUAAAGCAGUAUAUCUUCAAAAGUUCCAGCCCCAAAAAUUCACUUGGAAGGUUUAGUCUCUUUAAAAUAUCCCAAGUCCUGCUGAGGAGAGGGAGGAGAGGUUGUAGGAGGCUGGGGGAAGGAGUGGGGGAUUAGGGACAUAGCAGGAAAACCCACAGAAAUGGCUAGCCUGGUUCAUGGAAACUCACAGAGUCUGAAUCAACAACCAGGGAGCUUGCAUGGGACAGACCUAGGUCCUCUGCAUGUAUGUGAGAGUUGAAUAGCUUGGUCUAUUUGUGGAACUCCUGGCAAUGGGAGCAGGGCUGUCUCUGGUACUUUGGCUGGCUCUGGGGAACCUAUUCCUCAUGCUGGAUGCCUUGCCCAGCCUGAGUACAGGGGGAGGUGCUUGGUCUUAUGGCAGCUUGAUGUGCCAUGCUUUUCUGAUGCCCAGGGGGAGUCCGCCUCUGUCUGAGUGAAUUCAAAAGAAGGAUGGCUAGAAGGAGGU
Molecule: messenger RNA, 6163 nt
Organism: Chionomys nivalis (European snow vole)
Lineage: Eukaryota; Metazoa; Chordata; Mammalia; Rodentia; Cricetidae
Gene: Evc
Product: EvC ciliary complex subunit 1
Exons: 21
Coding region: 102-3128 (1008 amino acids)
Biological process (GO): smoothened signaling pathway
Source: RefSeq, a predicted model, not a curated record